GGCGUGCCGUGGGUGCCCUCGUGGAAAAUGCUUCUUCGCAAACAUCGCAAACCUCCUUGGAAGAGCGCCAGUUUGAAGUUCAGAAGCUGCAAGUCCUCUUGGAGGCGAUGUCGACAAUCCCUGAUCGUGAAGCUGAGGAAGAUGAACCAGUCAAGUGGGGCUCAAGUACACGUGACGGAACGGAGCGAGCAAGAAGCAAAACUGUUCUGCUAGCCGAAGUCACAGAAGCCGUGAAACACUUGGAUGCUGCAUCGCUGGGCGACAGCGUGGAUGAAGUGGAGGAGAUGAAACAAAUGUUGCAAAGCCUGCAUGCUGAAUUCCAGCAGCUCGAAGAAGAAGGUGUGGCUGUGGCGCUCAUGGAGCAAGCGCUGGCGGGUGUCAAAUCAGUGCUAGAAAUCGCGAAAGCAGAACAUGAAGCACCGCCUUCUGAUCACAUCAACCUGCAGGCGCAGAAGCGCGAGAUGUGGAAAGAUGUUCUCAAUCUGAUGCCCACAUUGUCAGAGAGGCAGCAGGAGGCAGAUGGGAGUGACUGUGACGAAUAUGACGGUUUCAUGGAUGUGGAGAAGCCUGUGGUUUCCGAAGUAUCCGAGGCUGCCCCGUGGUCUGCCUCGACGGCAUGCUCUUCCACAGAAAGCUCCACUCCACUAGUUCCUGUGGUUGAUGCAGCUGGGACUCCACUGGUACCCAGGGUUGAUGCCGCUAGAACUCCAUCGGGACCCUGGGUUGAUUCUGCUGGAACUGCACUGGUACCUCGGGUUGAUGCUGCUGGAACUGUGGUUUGGGUUGAUGCAGCUGGAGCUCCACUGCUACCCAAAGUUGAUGCAGCUGGACACUCACCCGCGAAUCGGGAGCACCCGCUGUAUCGUGAAGUUAUGGUGGCUCCGGGACAUGUUGCUUGGGAAGCACAUGAUGUGCGACCUGGGCCCCGGCGGCCUUCCACCGUGCCGCCCAUCUCCCGGCCCGAAGCUGUGGCUGUUGCUUCCGAAGCACAUGACGUGCAACAUGAGCUCGGGCGGCCUUCCACUGUGCCACCUGUCUCCCUGCCCGAAGCUGUGGCUGAUUGUCCCAAAGCAUUCUGCCGAUUCCUUGUCUCCACAAACCCGGACGUCAAAGCCAAGAGGAAGAAGCACUUUCAACGCAGGUCAAUAUCUUCAAUUCGGAUGCGGCAUGCUGGAGGUAAAUCAGUGGAGGCCGUGGUUUCCUGGAGGAUGCAUCAUGGCUUUCGAGCUGACCGUGAUUUGCCACGACUGCCAGAUUAUCAGCCGAAGCUAGCACAAGUCCACCACGCAAAGAAGCCCUGCAUUUGCGUGGACUGCUUGAUGGCAGCUGGACAACCAGCGAUGGACCCACUGGCCUGCUCUGUCACUUCCUCCUUAUCCACCGAACUACGUGCAUCUGGGGCGCGAUCCAGAUAUGCUGCGCAGCGCCAUCGCUUGCAUCUGGCAGACGUCCGUUCUGAGCUGAGAGAUCCUUUUCGUGCGGGAGCCACGAAUAAGUUUCCUUCAUAA
This is a messenger RNA of Symbiodinium natans, 1508 nucleotides long. Lineage: Eukaryota; Dinophyceae; Suessiales; Symbiodiniaceae. The record is from the annotation of a GenBank genome assembly.